AUGUCAACCGCUGGUCAACAAGGACCCAACGGGCACCCACAAUCCCCAGAUGGCGGCCCGUUGGACCCAGUCUCACUCGCCGCCCUCCCCACGACGACGGCGCCUCCGACGCAACCCACUGCCGUUCCGUCGCCGUUGCCGACGACGACUGCCGACACGGGCGGAAGCGCUAACGGCCAUGCUGUGAACGGGACUGGCAAUCCGUCAAUCAACGGCCACCUCACCAACGGUACUUCGGAUGUGCCGGAAACCAGCGGCCACACGGUAAAUGGCUCAGCCCCAAACGGUAACCCGCCCUCCGAUGGCGCUAUUGCCAGGAACCAGGUCGCCGAUGGCGCCGUCCCAUCAUCAUCAUCAUCUUCAUCAAGAUCAAAUGGUGGGCCAUCAACCAACGGGGAUGACGUGCCGCAGGUCAAAGAGGGAGCUCUCGAGAACAAGAUCGAGGGCGUUCAGAACCCGGAAGCUAACGGUCACAAGCCACCCGACCAGAAGCCGCACCACCAUUCUAGCGAUCUCAAGGGCUUGUAUGCCGAGGGUAAGGAAAAGGUCAAGGACAAGACGAAGCCCUCGGGCGGCUUCGACACAACGCCACUGCCCGACGCGCCUCCGGGCUACACUGUGAGGUUCAUUUUCCACAGGGCAAGCAACCUCCCCGCCGCCGACAUCGGAACGAGGUCAUCCGACCCCUUCAUUCAUGUCACUCUCAGGGCGGCCGUGCCGAAGCGGCACAAGGAGGACCCCGAUCUCGUACACCGCACCGAGACUAAAAGGCGCACGACGGAACCCGUGUGGAACGAUGAGUGGGUUGUGGCCAACAUCCCGGCGGCCGGCUUCAUCCUCAAGUGCCGGCUGUACGACGAGGACUGGCCCGACCAUGACGACCGCCUCGGCAACGUCACCGUCAAAGUCCCCUACGUCGGCGAGGACUGGGAAGGCUUCCCGCAGCCAGGCCACGAGUUCGUGGCCAAGAAACGCAUGGGCAGCAAACGGGCCUACUUCGUCAAGGCCAUCACGAGCCAUUUUGACCCGCGCACCGACAUGUCGCCGAGGUUGUGGAUCAGCAUGGAGGUCUUGGGCAAGUCGGACCCGCCGUAUGCCCAGAUGUGCACCAUCGGGCCUACCUCGUACUUCAAGCACUUCAGCCCCAUGAUCGGACGUCUCACUGGAAUCAAGGUCAACCGGGACGAGGAGGCCGACGCCCGUUCGGACCUGUUUGACGAACCCCAGGAUAAGGAGAAGGACGGCAAGAAGACACAAAAAUAUGAUUUUCAAUCCAACGAGAUGCAGCUGUCAGGCCCGGUGCCCCCCGAGCUGUACCAUCGAUAUGUCGAGUUCCGCCCAAUGAUCGGCCUGAUGUUCGCCAAGAGCGGCUUGAGAGGCAGGAUCCUCAACAAGGCGCUGCACAAGCAGCACAGCAGAGUCUAUAACUUUGACAGCUCGACCCAGUACGGCGUCUUCAAGGCCCGCUCGGAAGAAGCCGCUCUACAGUUCCUCAAGCUGGUGCACUUUGACGAGGGGGGCCGCAUUUUCACUUACGUGCUCACCCUCGACGGCGUCUUCCGCUUCACCGAGACCGGCAAAGAGUUCAGCAUCGACAUGCUGAGCAAGCACACCAUGCACAGCGACGUCGAGACCUACAUCGCAUGCUCGGGCGAGUUCUUCGUCCGCCGCCUCGAGAAGCCUGACGCCUCGGACGACCCGGAACCGGACCAGAGAACCCACCCGACCGACGAGCUCUCCGGCGGCCCCCCGAACGGCCACCCGCCGCACAACCCCUCCUAUUACCAGCUCUUCAUCGACAACGACUCCGGCACUUAUCGGCCCGACAAGUCCAUUCUCCCCAAGUUGAAGGGGUUCCUGCAGGCCAACUUCCCCGGGCUGGGCGUCGUCACCAUGCACUGCGAGGACGAGGAGCUCCAGAAGCUCAAGAAGGAGCAGGUCGAAGCCAAGAAGAAGGAGGGCCGCAUGGUCAACAUGGUGCUCGCCCGCAGCCCCAGCUCGAGCUCGCUGAGCUCGACUGAGAGCGCUCUGCAACACAUGGACGAGGCCGGCGAGGACGGUCCACCGGUGAAGAGUACUACGCAGAAAGCGCUGGACGUGCUCGAGGACCCGAGCGCCCUGAAGAAGAUGCUGAAGCCGGGUCAUCACGGACAUGCACAUGCACACACCACGGGGGGAGGCGAGAGUUCGACGGCACACUAG
Molecule: messenger RNA, 2202 nt
Organism: Colletotrichum higginsianum IMI 349063
Lineage: Eukaryota; Fungi; Ascomycota; Sordariomycetes; Glomerellales; Glomerellaceae
Product: C2 domain-containing protein
Exons: 2
Coding region: 1-2202 (733 amino acids)
Biological process (GO): positive regulation of gene expression
Source: RefSeq, a predicted model, not a curated record